Molecule: messenger RNA, 1924 nt
Organism: Drosophila obscura
Lineage: Eukaryota; Metazoa; Arthropoda; Insecta; Diptera; Drosophilidae
Product: E3 ubiquitin-protein ligase BRE1-like
Exons: 3
Coding region: 101-871 (256 amino acids)
Biological process (GO): interstrand cross-link repair; protein ubiquitination
Cellular component (GO): nucleus
Molecular function (GO): ubiquitin protein ligase activity
Source: RefSeq, a predicted model, not a curated record
AAUUAACAUUGCCAGCAAUUGUGAAAUAUAAUUCAUUUGUCUCGCUUUUAUUAAUAAAAAUUAUAUAAAGUAAAUACGUCAUCAGAACAUAUUUAACGACAUGGAGGACACCAAUGACAAGCAGGCGCAGCAAAAGGAGAACGAGCUUGGGAAGAUCCCCUCUCAGGAGUUGAAAACCGACGAUCUUGCAAGUCACCAAGACCAACGUGAUAAAAAACUAAAGAUUGACAUGCAACAGGAGAAGAUUAUCGUAGAUGAGCCCAAGAUGGUAGACAAAUCGACGCAGCUGACCGUGCAAAAGCUUCAACAGCAAAUCGAGGAGCUUGAGAACAACCGUAAGCUGUUACUGAAUCGACUUGCAGAAGUAAAAUCACACAAUGUAAAGAUUCAGAAGAAAGAUAACGAGGUUCAGCCUCAAAACUCUCAAGUGGACCAGACUGCUACUGAAGUUAAUCAAAUUCUAAAACAGUUGGAACAGCAGAUCUCCAAAACUGCGACCCUAGAAGAUAAUCUUGAAGAGCAGGACAAAUCCAAUAAAUUAAUCAUUGAGGAACUAGGACAGCAAAUUGCAGAGCUUGAGGAAGACCAUAGACUUUUUCGUAGUGAGCUCGAUGAGAAGGAACAUGCAUACCUAGAGGAAAUAGACGAUCUGCAGGAAGAAGUUGAUGAUCUUUAUAUUAAUAUUACCUGUUCCAUUUGCCAAUCUCCCUGGACAUCUGAUGGGGAACAUCGCCUAGUUUCGUUGUACUGUGGACAUCUAUUUGGGAAAGAAUGCGUUCAGCGGCUCGCCGAAUGCCCAACUUGCGGAUCGGAAAUUCGUUCAACAGGUGUGCGGCCCAUCUUUGGUCGCAACAUCUUGCCAGCUAAUUAGGUUUUCCGGCAUACUACUUUAUAACCGUUUAGUCAAUAAGUACAACUUGAGUCGUGAAGAAACCUACAACAAUGCAUUAUUAUGAUAAACUGGAAGAAGUUUAAUCAAAAUAUGUUAUGUUUUUUUUUUGCCCAGUCGUUUGCCCAUGUUACUUUCAUUAUAAUUUUUACAUUUCCUUACCUAUCGGCAAAAUAAAAGCACAAGAUACACGAUUCUGUUCAUCUCUUCCAUUUAUUUACAGGAAAAUUUUGCCAUGAAUAUUCUUUAAUUAAUUAACUGAAAUUUAAUGUAGUUCGCCCUUUGGUAUUUUUCAGUUGAUAUUUUGUACGCUGGUCUGGUAACACUUGAAAAUAAAAUUGCCAGCAAUUGUGAAAUAAAAAUCAUUUGUCUCGCUUUUAUUAACAAAUACUCGCAUUAAAUAAAGUAAACUCGUCAUCAGAACAUAUUUAAAGAUAUGGGGGAUACCAAUGAUAAGUCCGUCGCACUGCCAUUGCAGCUGGCGCAGAACAACAACUCGCAAAUGGAAGACGCUACAACUGAAAUUGUUGGAAUUAACUAUCUGUUGGAAAAGGAGAAGCGCAAUCAGGCGACUUUGCUUGAAAAAUUGAAAACGCACGACCAAUCGACACAAGUGACCAUCCAGAAUCUUCAGCAGAAACUCUAUGAGCUUCAGAAGGGCCGUGAGCUGUUGCUUAAUCAACUUGUGGAAAAGGAACUUUCAUACAAAAUCGACACGGAAGAGCUGAAGGCAGUUCUAGAUGAUCCUGGUGACGACCAUACUUGCAUUAUCUGUCUAUCUCCUUGGGAAUCGACUGGGCCUCAUCGUGUAGCCUCGCUGCCCUGUGGACAUCUAUAUGGGAUGUCCUGCAUAAGACUAUCUGUACGCCGAACGGAAUUCUGCCCGAAGUGCAGAGUCCCAGCACGUUAUUUUGAUAUACGCUUCGUCUUGCCCGAUAUUCGCCCAGAAUAAAUAAUACGUUUUGCUGGGUUCUAUUUAAAUUGUCAAUUUGGCAAACCUUUUGUUAUGAUUAAAAGAUUAUUAUAAUAAAGAAC